AAAAUGGCUAUCUUGGAAAUUUAAAAAAUUUUUUUAAUAAUUUUUGAAUUUUUGAAAAAAACAAAUUGAAUAUUAUGUUAUUCAGAAUCAGAAUUAUGACUGUAAAGAAAACUGAAUUUAAAUAUAUUGAUUUUCCACAGAGAUACUAAGUGUGAUACGGGACUUCUGGGACAUACUAUAUAAUAUAAUAUUAUGUAGUAGUAUAUUAAAAAUAUAGAUGAUUUGUUUUAGGGAUUGAUUUAUAGAGAAGAAGGUAAGAUAAAAAAUUCGUAUUGGUGUUUUGACAGAUAUUAUGCUUUGAAUCCAUUGUGCGUCGAAGGGGUCAAACAGAUUGCCCGUUCAUGUUUACUUUUGGGAAGGAAUGAUGAAGCCCAAAAAAUGUACUUGGAAGCAGAAAGAAUGAGCAGGGAACCAGAUACUAAAGUAUAUUACAAUCUUGGCUUGUGUUACUUGAACUUAGGAGAGUUGGACAAAUCUAAAGAAUAUUUUCAUCGCACUAUUCAACUUAGUCGAAAUCAAGAUGCUUAUGAAAAAUUAGCUUCAAUAUUCGCCAUAGAAAAUAACUUUAAAAAUGCAACCAGUAUAUUAAUUACGGCUUCAAAGUUGUUUCCAUUCAGCACGAAUAUAUCUGUAGACUUGGGUCUGUUAUAUAUGAAACAACGUGAUUAUGAUCAAGCCUUUAAUGUUCUCGGAAAUACACUGUGUCAGGACCCCGAAAAUCCUAAAGCACUUCUGACAUUAGCAGCUGAAAUGCAGAGAAAUUGUGGAUACGAUGAAGCAUUGUCCAAGUACACUAAAGUUGUUACUGACUUAUCUGAAUGCUCUGAAACAUGGAAUAACAUCGGAAUGUGUUUCUUUGGAAAACACAAAUACGUUGCGGCUAUAAGUUGCUUAAAACGUGCUAUUUAUUUGCAUCCAUUUAAUUGGAUUGCCUUAUACAACUUGGGCCUUGUACAUCUAUACACUAGACAAUAUGUAUCAGCUUUUGUAUUCCUCUCAACUUCGGCGAAAUUAAACCCAAAUCAUGCUGGUACUUUUAUGCUUAUUGGGUUGGCAUUAAACCAUAUGAACGACACAAGGAAUGCGGAAAAGGCUUACCGUAAAUCCAUAGAGUUAAAUCCAGACAAUCCAGAAGCGCUAAUCAAUUUGAUAAUUUUGGAAGUUAACCAAGGAAAAAUUAAAGAAGCUGAAAAAAAUUUCCACGCUUUUCAAGAAGCAUGUCUAUCAUGUAGUGCAAUUGAUAAAGAAAUUAUCGAGCUGGGAAAGCAAGUUUCGGACGCUCUUGACGGUCAUCCGCGAUCCCUAGACGAAAACGAUGAUGAAAUGCCCGGACGUGAUGAACCCUGCUACGAGGUGGUAGAAUGACGUUCCUCUUCAAAUAUAAUAUAUACUUGUAUACACUAUACACGCAGGCACGGAUCUAAAAUACAUAAUUUUCCAGAAAAUAUUACAAAUAUAAUUUUAGUAAGUACCUACACAAUAUAAUUAACUACCUGAUGAAUGUCGUGUAUUAAGGUUAAAGGCACUUAGUCGCCCCUUGGAUCCGUGCCUGCAUACUCGUGGAUGGUGGACACGUGGCACAUACUUUUUUUAAACAAAACUGGACCAAGUCUGAAAAUUAUAAUAUAGUGGUUACUGGUAACUGAAAAUUAUAUAAAUAGGUACGUGAUUGCAAUAUUGUACCGGACAGAUUUUAGCAAUGUACUUUCCUGCUAUACGGACUGUGCUUUAAUAAACCAUCUGUAUAGGUAUUUACUAUUUAGUAAUAUUAGGUAAAAAUUAAAUUUCCAUAUUAAUAAAUAAUAAAUUAAAUGAUACUCGAA
Molecule: messenger RNA, 1823 nt
Organism: Acyrthosiphon pisum (pea aphid)
Lineage: Eukaryota; Metazoa; Arthropoda; Insecta; Hemiptera; Aphididae
Product: Bardet-Biedl syndrome 4
Exons: 8
Coding region: 379-1365 (328 amino acids)
Biological process (GO): protein localization to cilium; cilium assembly
Cellular component (GO): ciliary basal body
Molecular function (GO): protein binding
Source: RefSeq, a predicted model, not a curated record